Messenger RNA from Spodoptera frugiperda (fall armyworm), 3968 nucleotides. RefSeq names its product zinc finger protein 271. Gene Ontology annotation, molecular function: zinc ion binding. The coding region runs from base 240 to 2828 and encodes 862 amino acids. Lineage: Eukaryota; Metazoa; Arthropoda; Insecta; Lepidoptera; Noctuidae. The record is from RefSeq and is a predicted model, not a curated record. The transcript has 16 exons. Gene Ontology annotation, cellular component: nucleus.
GUCACCCCACCCAUCGUCACACAGCAGUCUUUCUUUCCUAUUUGGUUUUGUAAGCGCUUAGUAGCGAUUUAGCGAAUUUUAUUGUUACUGUUAAACACUGAGAAUGUUUAUACCGUUCUAUUAUUUUUUGUUAUAAACAUGGCCUGAAUUUCUGAAGUGGUGUUAUUUGUAAACUAUUUGUGAAGUGAAAUUCAUAAUCGUAUAACAAGGACAAAAACAUCUUCGUAGUGCAGCUCAAAAUGGCUGCUCACAAUAAACCAUUGAAAUUCGACAAAAUAUGUCGUGCUUGUUUGGAGAUAAAAAAGGACAUGAGACCCCUGUUUGAGCAACUCACGGCUACAAUGUUGAUGGGUAUAACGAAAGUGCAGGUCGCAGUAGGAGAUGGUCUGCCUGCACAGCUGUGUCUGCAGUGUGUGCACCAGAUAUCCAGGUGCCACGCGUACAAGGACCUCGUGGAGAGGAAUGACAUCGUACUUCGGGAACACGCCGCGCGGAUGGCGGAAGAAGCAUUCAAAAGAGAGAGGGAAGAGAAAGAGAAGAUGAUGACGUUGAACUGCCAGGAGAACUACAUGCAGUACAUGGAGGUGCCGCUGGCGAACCCCAACCAGAUCCUGGACGGGUUCUUUGGCGCGACACCAGAACAAACGCCGACAAAUGCUCCAGAGCAGGAGACGAAAAUUGAAUUCGAAGUGGAAAAGAUAGAAUCAAAUCCGCCUGAGAGUCAGAAUCAGAUAAAAGACAAAGAAGGUUUAAAUUCGGAUGAAGAGAACUAUCUUCAGAUGGUUUUGUUCCAAGCGACGGCCACGAUGCCGCCCGGGCGACACGUGUGCAACCUGUGCCACAAAGAGUUCAAGCACGCGCGGUGGCUCAAACAACACAUGCGCUCACACACAAACUGGAUCAAAGCUAACUGUAAGAAGCCACACUUGUGCCCCAUAUGUGAUAGAAUUUUUAAGGGUCCAGGUAUGUUAAAAAUGCACAUGCGUACGCACGAACAGCGUCCCGCGAAGCAACCGACUUGUUCAGUCUGCCAGCGGGUGUUCCCGAGCAAGACGUUGCUCUACCGACACAGACAGACUCACUUCGAACAGAAGACGCACUUGUGUUCGGUGUGCGACAAGCGGUUCUACAGCGGGUACGCGCUCCGCUCGCACAUGGCGCGACACCGCGGGGAGCGCCCCUACAUCUGUACUACGUGCAACAAGAGCUUCUACAACCCUACUGACUUGAAGGUCCAUUUUCGGCUGCACACGGGUGAGAAGCCCCUGAAGUGCAACGAGUGCAACAAGACGUUCCGUCGCCACUCGACGCUGUGCCAACACAUGAAGAAGCACCGCGGCAUCCGGAACCACGUGUGCAAUGUCUGCAACAAGAGCUUCUAUGAAGUAUCCAAGCUCAACGCGCACAUGAGGAUCCAUACUGGAGAGAGGCCAUACGAGUGUCAGUUCUGCGACCGCCGUUUCGCGCAGAAGUCGGCGUUGAUCUACCACAGCCGCACCCACACGGGCGAGAAGCCGUACUGCUGCAAGGUCUGCUCCGCCAGGUUCACCACCUCGUCCGCAAGGAACAACCACAUGCUCACGCAUACUGGGAACAAGAAGUUCGUGUGCCAGAUCUGCCUGAAGGGCUGCACGUCCCGGUCGGAGCUGCGCGUGCACACGAGCAAGCACACCGGCGAGAAACUGUUCGCCUGCGACCACUGCGGGCAGAGGUUCAGCUCCGCGUCCUACCUCGCCGUGCACCGCCGGUACCACACCGGGGAGAAGAAGUACCACUGUCCGGUCUGCGGGAAAGGUUACGUGGAGUCUAGUUCGUACAAGAAGCACGUGAAGUCUCACGGCGCGGACAGCAAGGGCGAGUCGUCCGCGGCCGCCGACCACGGCGACCACACGGAGCCGGCCGCCGGGACCGACAUACCCACCGCCGUCGCUGACGACUCCGCCGAUGGACAGAACCAAGGUCAAGUCCAGCUCCAGGUGCAGGAGUCGCAGCAGGUGGUGGCGGUGCAGCAGGCCGAGCGCUCGCUGCAGAAGGUGUACCGGUUCAAGUGCGGCUUCUGUCCCAAGACCUACAUGUAUCUACACAACCUGAAGAAACAUACCGCUGUGCACUCUGAGGAAAUGAAUCGCAACGCAGAACAAGUACUGAUCAUGCAACAACCGCAGCAGCAGCAACAACAGCAACAGCAACAACAGCAGCAACAACAAGUACAAGUACAGCAACAACAGAUGCAGCAACAUCAAGUGCAACAACACCAAGUGCAGCAACAGGUCCAGCAACAGGUGCAGCAACAAGUCCAGCAACAAGUACAACAACAGGUGCAACAACAGGUGCAGCACCAAGUAGCAGCGCAGCAGCUGCAGCAGCAGGCGGUCCUGCAGGUGGGCGGCGUGGGCGGCGUGUCCCAGCUGGCGCUGCCGCUGCACGCGCAGCACGUCGCGCAGGGGAUCGCUGUGUCCGGGGUACAGGCCGUGCAGAGCCAGCACCCGUACCCGGUGAUAUCAUCAGUGCAGUCCCUACAGCUGCAACAAAGCCAACAGGUUAACGCGCAACAGCCGCAGCAGCUCCAAGUACAGACGAUACAGAUACACCCGCAACACCAGCCGAUACAGAUACAUGCAGUAGGCGUGCAACAAGUCCAGCAGCAACAGUUGCACGUGGCCACCUCCUCCUGCCAGACCAUGCUGCCCAACAUACUGCAGUUACAGCCAGCGACGGUGGCAGUGUCGGGUCUGUCGCAGCAGGAGCUGGGCGGCGUCACGCACCGCAUCAUACUGCAGCCGCAGCCCUCCGCCACGCAUCCCGCCGUCUAUACCAUACACCACUGAGGGACAUCUUCAACACAGCUGUCGACACUAGAUAGAAAUCUAUAGCGAGAUUGUGGCCAAACGCUGACCCAUUUCCAAUAUAAGAAAAGGAAAUAAAAGCUACAUAACUCCCGGCACAAACGAUUUCCAGAUUUUCAAAUGAGAGAAAUAUCCGGCCAUGUUUCAUGUGGGACUAUCCGUGGAGGUAAAGCUUGCGUUGGAAGACUUCUAUGGGCGCCCUAUGCCACAACUAGAGGACAUUUAGCCGAAAUGAAUAACUGAUUUUAAUAAUAAAAGGAAUCAAGCUCAAAGUUGACUGAACAGAAUUAAAUGGCGUAUUCCUUUCUCUUGCCCACUUUGAACAGAACAGCGAUUAAUUUCGUCCCACAUGGGGCUCACAAUCACUAUUAUUUAUUGCCUUACAUUAGUUAUUAUACUUUUAACGUCUUGUUUCUUUAACGGAUACUUUCAUUAAGAGAGAGAGAGAGAUUUCGCUAAUUCUUAAAGGUUAUGUAUAAAAAAUAUAAGAAAUAUGCGCAGAAAAUUUUCAAAGGCGAUACAAAGUUAGCGGGGUUUGUUGGUAAUGUAAUAAAAUAAGCAUAAUCUUCUAAAUAAGUGAGUAAAUAAUGGAGUGCUUUGUGUAGUCUUAACAUUCAUAUUUAUUAUAAGCAUUGUUAGCAAAAUAGCAAUUUUAAUGUUGAAUUCGUUAUCACUACACAUAAUAAUUAUAAAGCUUUAAAAACAAAUCAAGAUAAAUCUGUUAAUAAAGUAAUGUUGAGCAUGAAAUCAUUGUUGGAUGCCAAACACUCCAUUCUUUACUAUGUUAAUAAAUGUAUGUUAUAAUAAGUAGUUAAUAAAUAGAGAAAUCUAAAGUCUUAUUGCACUGGUGCCUGAAUAUAUUAGACCGCAGUUUUACAUCUGUAUGUUUGAAUUUAUGUGUACAAGUAGUCGUUAGGUUCAGCAAUACUAGAAUAGGUGUACUUUGUGAUUAAACAUAGCAAUUUAGAUACUAUUUAAAUGUAUAUAAGAUAUAUUUCUCUGUGAACAUAUAGCAAUAAUGUAAAUAGAACAUUGUUUUGUAAUAAAGUGUUGGUUUCACUAAAGGUAUUUUCCUAUUGUUAUUGUUCGUGUGGGUAAAUAAAACGUCAUUAUAAAAACUUA